Spirometra erinaceieuropaei is the source of this 29290-nucleotide messenger RNA. NCBI's taxonomy places the organism in Eukaryota, Metazoa, Platyhelminthes, Cestoda, Diphyllobothriidea, Diphyllobothriidae. The record is from the annotation of a GenBank genome assembly.
AUGCCUCUGGUCGACCGCAGACGGCGAAGAUUUGAGGAAAUCGGGGGAGGCGAAUACGGCAAAGACACCUUCCUCGUCUUUGGCCCCUCACAGGGCUCCGAGGAACACGGCUGGCUUCUGCAGACGUACGACUCGCACGCCAGUACUGCGCAUGCCAUUGGGCACAUCCAGAGAAGGGACUUCGCCUGCGUCGUUCUGGUAAACGGUACAAUACAGUAGGUACUUUUGAAGACAUAGCUGCUUACACCAUAUGGAUUUGCUUCCCUCGAGAGGUUCUUUCACUGACCUUUUUUUCCGGCCGCUAGCUGUCAUCUUCACAAUUGGUGGAGAAGUGAAUGGGCAAGCCACGCGCCUUGUGGACGCCUACAGUCUCCCGCUGCGACACUCCUUCCCCGUGGCGCCGAUGAGGACGGAAAGAUCGUACCACGGCGCUGCUGUAUCGGGUGAUGACAUUGUCGUUGGUGGAGGAUUCGAUGUCCGUGGCCGUUUAGCAACAUGUGAAGCUUACGUGAUGAGUACCAAUAAGUAAGUGCUACAUAUUCUUAUCCUACGUGCGCAUUCUGUGAAUUCUGGCGUGUCAGGAUGUAAAUGGCUCCUUCAUACUCUGGUCUUUAUGGCACUCUCACGCAUGUGAGGUCCGGGUUGCCUCUGCAAUAAUCUCACAUAUGAAGGCGAAAUUUCGAGUUGCAGGUGUAUGCAUAAGUGCAGAAGAAGAGUCGAGCACCGGAACACUUUGUUUAUUGUCCUGAGCUUUCAGACUCGUGCAGGAGUCCAUCGUCAGAGGUAGUAGCAGCAACAGAACAAGCGAUAGUUAUAAGGCAUUUAGGCCCAAUCAUCGACCGACGGCGCAAGACUGGAGGUGACUACGCAGGGCUCUGUACGCCGGUGCCAGAUCGCCCAAGCCGGAAAAAAGAACAGGCCGAGAAUUGCUUGAAGCCUGGGCCUCGGAUGAGAACUCAUUCAAUCGAUUUAUCGAUCUGGGGUGUAAGCCAAUCAUCGACCGACGGCGCAAGACUGGAGGUGACUACGCAGGGCUCUGUACGCCAGCGCCAGAUCAAUAAAUCGAUUGGCCAAGUUCUCAUUCGAGGCUCAGGCUUCAAUCAAUUCUCGGCCUGUUUUGUUUCCGGCGUGGGCGAUUGUCUUGGUGACUGUAAAAUUAAACUUGUGACCCAUUUUGUAGGUGUGGGCGGCCACUUGUGAUACUGCGUCGCCUCGUCGCACAGCCAGCUUAUGUUCGUGUUUGCGCGAUCCGAGCAUGCGUCCAGUCUAGCCUGUCUGAACAGUUUUGACACGGGCUGCGAUACAUCACCCCAGAUUGCUCUUCAGGCUUUAACCGGUCUGCUGAUAGAAACGAACAGGCGGGUUACAGGUAGCAGUUCAGAAGAUGAAGAUGCGAUCACUGUAACAAUAAGUUUAUUGGCCUGACGUUUCGGAUUCUCACUCGAGUGAGAAUCCAAAACGUCAGGCCAAUAAAUUUCUUGUUCCAGUGAUCGCAUCUCCAUCUUCUUUAACCGGUCUUUGAUUUCCAUGACCGUAUUGCGCAUGGUGGCUUUGGGACGGUGUGCAAUUCCAACACCUAACUCCGCAGCAAUGCGCUCGGUCGCUUCUGAAACGUCCUUCAUGUAUGAAAGAGAAUGCCAUAUCGUCGGUGGCGUUGAAGUUUGAGUUCUCUGGUGGCGACAGCGUAGGCAGCUACCUAUGAAUGCCCUCGGAUAACCAUUUUGCACAAACUGGUCACGGAGAUAACGGGCCUCACAUGCUCUGUCCUCUGGUUUUCUGCAAUUAGUUUGGAUCCGUUUGAAGAGCGUCUUCACGCAGCUUCGUUUGUGAGCCACCGGAUGGUUGCUGUGAAAACUGAGAAGCUGUGUGGUGUUCUUUGCCUUCCUAUAAACCGUCGUUUCAAGUUCACCGUUAAGGUUUGAUCCGACAAGCACAUCCAGGAAGGGCAACCGGUGCUCCUGGUCUUCUUCCCUCGUGAAUUUUAUAUCAGGGAAGACUGCGUUGAGCAGGCUGUGGAAAUGUUGCAGCAUGUCCUUCUUUACGAUGACGAAUGUGUUGUCUACGUAACGGCGCCAAAAUACCGGCUCAUGUUAGAUGAAGGCAAUCUUUCCUAACUCCUGAACAACCAGUUUUGCACUAAACCAGAGACCGGUGAGCCCAUUGGGGUUCCCUUGAUUUGUUUAUAGGUCUCUCCCGCAAAAGUGAAGAAAGUUUGUUGGCAUAAUUCGAACAGCCUCAUGAGGUGUUCAAUUUUGAGUGCAUUCUGGGUCUCAAAAUUGUCCCUGUAACUACACAGAGCAGACUGAACGCAUGCUUGGAUCGCACAUUCACGAACAUAAGCUGGCGCUUCGACGAGGCGACGUAUUAUCACAAGUGGUCGCCCACACCAACGAAAUGGGUCGCGAGUUUAACUUCGCAGCCAUCAAAAUAGUCGCCCACGCCGGAAACAAAACAGGCCGAGAAUGGAUUGAAGCCUGGACUUCGGAUGAGAACUCGGUCGAUCGAUUUAUCGAUCUGGCGCCGGCGCACGGAACCCUGCGUAGUCACCUCCAGUCUUGCGCCGUCGGUCGAUGAUUGGCCUACAUGCCUUAUAACUGUCGCUUGUUCUGUUGCUACUACUACCUCUGACGAUGGACUCCUGCACGAGUCUGAAAGCUCAGGACAAUAAAAAAAGUGUUCCGGUGCUCGACUCUUCUUCUUCACUUAGUCUCACACAUGUACCGGGAACUAGGCUGUGCGUGGCACGCGUAAACGAGCUGUCUAAGUGUGUUAGCAAUUGUGUCUGCGCUGACAUCUUGUCGUUUUGAUAUCGCCUUACAAUCGGAGCGAGGUGGGUGAGGAAGGAGGGAGUGUGCUAAAUGCGGCUCUUGCCUCCGUCACUAUAAACUACAGUAGGUGGGCUAACUCAUGAAAUGUCAACCGAAAUUCGGAAAUGUGUUUUCGUUUCGAAAAGAUUAAUUAAGUAGUGUCGUAAAAAUAAUCAGUCUGCAGUGUAAUUCUGUAAUAACUCAGUUACCGCAGGAUGCUCCCUCUUGAACGAACUUCAUUCCAGCUGCAUAAAAAAACUACAUUCUGUAAAAAAUGACUGCUUAAGUAGCAUGCAUUUUUUCUCAUUGAUUUUCGAUGUCCCUAAAAGUCCGAUUAUAUUUCAUGGAAAACAUGCACAAAGUAUUCAUUCUUUCGCUCAUCCGGUAGAUAAUUACGUCUUCUUCGAAUUUUAUACUCGAAGGAGGGGCAUAAUUUGGUUUUAAAAAAUAUACGGCUUGCAGUUUGGAAACCCUGAAUCCAAGUGCAACUUUAGAGCGGGCUCAAAAUUAUUCGGGAAUUGGAAAAGUUUUUGAAAACCGAACUCUACCCUUCCUUCGAUUAUAAAAUUGGAAGACGUAAUUAUCUACCGAAGGAGCGAAAGAAUGAAUACUUUUAUGCAUGUUUUCCAUGAAAUAUAAUUGGACUUUUCGGGGCUUCAAAAAUCAAUGAGAAAAAAUGCAUGCUACGCAAGUAGUAAUUUUUGCGCAGAGUGUAGUUUUUGUAUGCAGCCGGAAUUAAGUUCCUUCGAAAGGCAGCAUCCUGCGGCAACUGAAUUUUUACAGGAUUAUACUGCAGACUGAUUAUUUUUACAAUCUUACUGAAUUAAUCUUUUCGGAACGAAGGCGCAUUUCGGAAUUUCGGUUGACAUUUCAUGAGUUAGCCCACCUACUGUAAUUCACGCGCAAAUCACGGAAGCUGCAGCCACCCCCGCCCUCCGGGGGGGGACACUUGGCGAGCGUUGCCGCUCCCGACCUGCCGUGCGAAUGUGAGAAGUAACAAUGGAGACUUAGCGCACCAUAUCCUGCACUUCUUAAAUCUUGCAAAAAACAACAGAAAAGACCAUACGCAACUGGGUACGCAGAAGGCGCGCUCAAUGUGCGUUACUUUCUCUGAUGCGUAAAUGCAGACGAGGCACCAUCUGCUCAUAUCGCUCUUUUGCAUUAGCUGUUUUAUUUGAAAUUAUGAUAUUUGCAUUAUGAGGGGCCUUCGUGUGCGUCUCCAGAUUCUGGAAUCACAGUGUCCAGUGAUUGUGGGGAAUGUGUAAUAUAGAGUAGUAGUGACGUUCAUCAAUCUGUAUUCUUUACAGAACGGAAAAUGAACGAUUGCGUUUUGACUUUGAGUCCUGGCCUAGAACGUUCACGGCAGGUCGCAUAGCGGCAAAUGAUGGACAUUCACAAUGUGCUGCUUACGACACAUUACUCGGCUAGCUGACUGUUGGUCUGUACCUUCUUCGCCUGCGAUUUGGCAGAAACAUCCAAUUUUUAUCUCCGCUUCAGCAGGGAAAAUAGAAGAAUGGUUGAUUUUGGCCUAUUAAGGGACACUCACACAGAGAAAAUAUGGCCAACCAGGUAACCAAUCAGGAACGAGGUAAUUAACCAAAAAUUCGCCUAUAGGGGUGUGGUCUCGAGUGAGGCGCGUCAUUUGAGUAUUUGAGGAUAAAGAGUAAAUUAGCAGAAUAACAUUACAGACACAGACACGAAAGACCGGAGUGGACAUUUCUGGCUCAUUAGCCGUCAUCAGCCCAGCAGGACAGUACUUCAACUUACCACAUCAAGGGCGCCUCUAGUCUCCAAUUCAGUGCUACGGUUUUCCCUCUGGCCCGUAACUUUGGAAGACAGAAGUUGAUCCGCAUGCCACUUUCAAACGCAACACAUUUGACCAGUUUGUACUCCUUUUCCACAGUCUAACGGUUUCGACCAUUCUGAUCACAUCCAAUUUUAGUGGGACCCUUGCUUCCCUGUAUCCCUUCGAUACCCCGAUAGCUCCCGCUUGAUUCAAGUGACACAGCAGGAGAUCUGGGAUAUACCGAUAAAACGGAAGGCGACUGUGAUAGCAGGUGUUUAAAAUUUAUCUGGUGUCCUCGUCAGUCAACCAUCACCACUCACCUGCGAGCGGACACUUAACCGACAAUUCGACCGUCGUUGCCAACGACGUCCACCGUGUGCUCCACAGGAAGGUGAGAGCAGGGGCGGUGACUUGUGCGUGAAUUAGUUUGAAGCGACUGUAGACUUGCACAGCAUCUACCGUACUCUCUCCUCCUCCCCCACCUGAACCGGGUGUCAAGACAAAGUCAGGAAAACCGGAGGUGGGACGGGGCGCGGGUGGAUAGCACGGUCGAGCCCACGCCUUGGCGCUCCACUCCACACCCCUGGUCCACACAGCAAAUGACCAGACUUUUAACUAACAGCAAAAAUGAGGGGACUGCGGCAGGGGUCCCAGCGUGCGCCACCUCUGUCGGCAACCGGGUCUGCCACCGCACCCCCAAACGUUAGUAUUUGUUAUAGAGUGCAAAUCCGAUAACGCCUGCCAGAAUCCUAUAUGGUCCCCGUGUUGUUCUAGCGGACCAGCACAAGCACGGCAUGCAUGUCCGACAGACGAGGUUGAGCCAGCAGGUCGAUAUCAUCGUAAAAACAACGUCCCGUCAGCAGUUUCGAAUCAGACAGUCUUUUUCGGAUUCGGCACUACAUCGAGGUCGGUCGGGUUCAAACAAUCAUCGUCGGUGGGGUUAGGUUCAAGAUCAGGGCGACGGUCUAAUUUUAUAUUUGGGCCAUUGUUGGGGUUGGGACACAGGAAUAUUUUCCCCUUUCCGAAAGUAUGCGCAGGUCUCUCUUCAUUACUUAGGGGCCAUAUAAGUCAGACCUGCCGUCUUUUUUAGAAAAGUGGGCUAGAUCGUUUUGCUUCCUGCGAUCCGUUUAUUUUCCUCCCCUCCAGCAGAAAACUUAUGGCAUGGGCGAAUGCAUGCAGCAUCCGCAAACAUAAAAAAAUAACUUUUUUUAUGGAUUAACGUAACAUAAGAGGGCUUGGGGAUAUUUACGUUCUUCAUGUUCCACGGAGGGACUUCAGCACAAGAGUUAGAGGACCUGAAAGCUUUCGAGCCUACGUCACGAGGGUAUCACUUAAAAUAUUAUCCUGGUUAGAUCGCAGUUGGUAGCCAGGAAGGGGGGAGGCGGACAGCCAGGGCCCUGUCGUACGGGAUCGGUGGGAAAGGGGGUUAUAUGGGUGGGUUAAAUUGAAGGGCUGGUAGAGGAAUGCUGGAGUAGCUGGGCAAAAGUAAAGUUACCAUAGAAAGUAAUGGGAAGUUUUAAGUAGGUGGAAUAAUGGCAGAAGUUAAAACCCUACACUUAACCCUAAAUUCUAACCCUGAGUGAAACAGUAAAUACUAACACUAAGCCUCAAAACCGAAACGUAACCAAGAUCCUAAAACCUAACGCUAACCAAAAACCUAGCCAAAACCAUAACCCUAACCUUGACCCUAAUCCCUACGCUAACUUCAGCCCUAACCCUUAGCCUAAUCGUAACCUUAACCUUAACCGUAACCCUAACGGGAACCUAAACCCUAACACUGAAAUCUGACCCUAAAAAGUAAACUCUAAUCCUAAAACUUAACCUACGCCUAACCCUACCCCUCACUAAACCCAACAGCCUGACCGAAACGGACGACCUGCCUAAAUCAAUAAGUGCACACCUGCAGAUAACAAGCUCCCUAGACAAGGUUAGCACACCUACUGAUAACAAGUACGUACGUCGACAGUAUCACCGUAUAAUGUCUAGCUACCAACUGCGACCUUACCAUUAUCCUAACAAACACGUAGGUAUUCUGCCUGCUGUAUUCCACUGAACAAAGACACCGAAUUCUGUGGAAGUCAUCUUAAGUGCGAACUGCUGCUGUCAGGUGUCAAGGUACUUUCCGUUGUAGUUCGGUGUUUUCCACGAACCCACAUUCUCAUAUCGGUCGUUCAGACUCUGUGCAGAGCUUUGCGGGCUUUCUGCAAAAGGCUAUACAAGCUGAAAGCCACCUCCAAGACUCCAAACCAAACCUGAUGUACCUGAGGGGAUUCUAGCAUUAGGCUGUUUGAUUCCAAAUCUGUGACUCCCGACAUUCAAAUUGCCAAGAAAUCAGAACAUUUUUCAAUUCUCAAACUUCCACCCCAGAUGGAUCCGUCUCCCAGCCCUCAGCGAGGUACGCACAUCUCCCGGUCUGGCGGCUUUGGCAACUCGUCAGGUCUUCGUCAUUGGUGGCUACAACGAGCGUGAUCUGGCCAAAGUCGAGUACUGUCAACUGCCAGACAGGCUCUCGGAAGACAUCAGCAGCUCCAACUUCUGGCGUGAGGCCGCGCCCCUGAACAUUGCUCGCUGCGGUCUCGGGGUAGCUGUACUGAGAGGGAGGAUCAUUGCCGCGGGAGGUGUCGCCUCGGAUGCAGUCGAAGUUUUCCAACCACCCAACGCCGAUAGCCAGCACGGUCAAUGGACGCUCAUCUCGCGAAUGAACCAAGAACGGUACAAGUUCUCUCUCGCCGCCGGCCAGGGUUAUAUUUUUGCAUUCGGUAGGCUGUUGUCCUCCACCUAUCGACGAAUCUCCAUGUUGCUGCUUUGCCAAACACCGUCCGGCGUCCGGUCACCUGUCGCUAAUCUUUGCCUUUUCACACCUAACACCUGUCCGAAGGCUGUGGACGGUUUUAUCUCAUAGUUACAGGGACAAAUGAACUAACGGAGUGCUGUUUCGGUGGUUGCCCGUUCCCACUGGCCCGCCUAGGCUGUCUCUCCGCAGAGCUAUUUUUCAUUGGUGCAACAAUGAACGCGGAAAAUCGGUUCAUUGGAAUAAAACUCAAUUUUAAGCGUUAACAUUACAGUGGGCAUGCUAACUCGUACAAUGUUAACCGAAAUUCUGAAAUGUGUUUUCGUUUCAAAAAAAAUUGCUUAACGAGGGUUUUAAAAUUAGUCAUAAUGCAGCAUAAUUCUAUAAAUAUUCAGUUGCCAUGAGAUUCUGGCUUUCAAACGAACACCUUUCAGGCCGCAUGCAAUAAUGACACUCUGUAAAAGAUGGUUACUAAAGUAGAACGAAUUUUUCUCAUUGAUUUUUGAUGCCCGCAAAAAUUAAAUUAUAUUUCAUGGAAAACAUGCAUACAAAUAUUCAUGUUUUACUUCUUCAGUAGAAAAUUGCGUCGUCUUUCAGUUUUAUACUCGUAGGAAGGUCAUAAUUCGGUUUUCAAAUCUUUCCAAUUCCCGAAUAAUUUUGAACCCGACCUGCCGAUACACUUGCAUCCAGAGUUUCCCAAUUAUAAGCCGUUUAUUUUCCGCGUACAGAAAUCCAUACAUUUCUCCACGGUAUUAAAAGGAGACUAAAUGGGGUUCAUCAAAUUUAACAGUGGACUUGGGUCAUAUUGUUAACUUUACAAGCCACAGUGGUAAAUGCAAAGACUUGACGCUUUAUGAACGACCAUUUCGCGGUAUUAAAAAAUCUCACAAUUUGAGCCACAUUGUAAACUCUACGAGUAGCAUUAGUAAGUGCAGAGACACGAUGUUUUACGGACGAACAUUUUACGGUAUUAAAAAUGUCAUAAUAAGAAAACUCUUCGAAUUAAAUUAUGCCCUUUCUCCAAUUAUCAAAUUAAAAAAAUGCUUAAAGGAUACAUAUCUGUAUGCAUGUUUUCCAUGAAAACCAAUGAGAAAAAGUCGUCUUAUUUAAGUAGUCAUGUUGUGCAGAGUGCCAUUAUUGCAUGCGGCCUGAAAAAUAUUCGUCUAAAAACCAGCAUGUACUGGCAACUGAACUAUUAUAAAAUUAUGCUGCAUGAUGACUAAUUUUAUAACCCUACUUAAGUAAUUUUUUUGAAACCAAAACACAUUUCAGAAUUUUGGUUAACAUUUCUUGAGUUAGCACACCUACUGUGCAUUAAGAAGCUUCGCACUUUUUUCAAAGAUCCAAAGCUAUAAUUUACUCGUUCAGAGGUAUUUACCCAUGAGUCAGUACUUCUUACAGUGUGUACCACGCACGGACAAUGGAAGUCCAUAGAAUUCAAGAGGGAGCCGCUUCCACAUACCUGCAUGUACCGACUUGAGUUUCGUGUCAUUUCCUCGUUGAAAACACCAUGUAAACAAUUUUGUUUAUACAUUUUGACGCAAGUACUGAUUAACUGCUUGAGUGCGCUUCGGACAGAAGGUCAUUCUAUGGAAUCAUCAUACAUAAGAGUGGGGCCAGCAUACAGUAGGUCACCAAUCUCGCGAAAUCGUAACCGAAAUUCUGAAGUGUUUUCUGGAUUAGGAAGGAUUACUUAGGUGGGGUUGUAAUAUUGAUUCCUAUGAAAAAUGAUUCCGCGAUUUUUCAGGCACGGCAGGAAGUUGACUACAGAGUACAGUUUCUCUCGUUCACUUGCACAAAGCACACUCAGCAAGAAGUGACCAUUUAAGUAGCAUGAUUUUUCUUACUGAUUUUCGAUGGCCUUAUGAAUUCAAAAGUUUUUCGACUAGGAAGGGUUGCUUAAGUGGGUUGUACUAUUAAUCAUUGUACAGUAUAAUCCCAUGCUAUUUCAUUUACGCGACGAUGACCGCUUUUUAAUGAGCCUCUUUCCGGCCGUCGGUAAAGAGGACUACUCACGUUCUAUGCAUUCCCUCACUGCUCUUCGAUGUCAGCAUUACGUCCAAAAUAUUUUAUUGAGGAUGUGCACAAACACCUUCGCUCUUGUACUCAUCUGGUAGCCAGCUGCACCUUCAGUUUUUACCUCGAAGAAAGGGUGUCUUGUGGUUUAAAACUUGUGAUCAGGAAUUCUUCAAGACAGUAACAUGUCAAUUCAGAUGACGUCGUAUCUGUCUCUAUUAAUGCUGCGUACGAGGUCCACUGCGUAUAAAGUAUACAACUUGAAGAUCGUAAGCCCUAAAUGCAAAUGCAAUGGCGGAUCGGGUUUAAAAUAAUUCGAGGAUUUAAAAAAGUUUCUGAAAAAAUUUAAAGCCACCUGUUUUCUAGUAGCAUAAUUGGAAGAGGGCUAAUUUGCUGUUAUAUGGACACAAGCAAAAAUUCAUAUGUUUAUUUUUCUAUAAUACACCGAGGUUCAAUGUACAAAUCCAUGCUACUCAAGUGGCUAUUCUGCUGUGUAGUUUUUUUUCUGGCUGCCGGAACAAAACGCAUUCAAAUCUGUACGAUAAUCGAUGUUACAAGUCCGCUUAGUUAAUCCUUCUUAAUCGAAAACACGCUUCAGAAUUUCGAUUAACAUAUCAUAAUUCUGGUCAUGCAUUGUAAUUUCUGUAGUAUGCUUUGUUCAGCAGGUUUUUUUAUGUAAUACAUGAAGCAGGUCUUCGGUGGCUAGCUUGUUACUUGGCAAACGUCAGUCAGCUUUUCCUUAUUUCAAAGGAUACUAUGUGAUAUGAUCAUAUGGAACUGCGCUGUUUUUCCCUCUGCCCCGGUAUAAACUUCCACCUUAUUGGUCAGAAAACACCCCCAAGCAGUUUCGCUGUCUCGCACCGCCUUCUCGGAGCAAGAGUUUAACCUCUGCUCCUGCCAACGCCAACUCAGAGUGCUAUUCACCGAUCCAUCACAUUUGCAGGGGUGAUAUACGUGCGACUCCUUUGUUCCCUGCGUCGCUGGUUUAAUGGCCGUUGCAUAGCGACGACUAUCCGGUUAUCGGAAUGUGUCAGCGACAAAGGCGAAAGAAACGGUGCAGCAGUUUCCAGCACAUUCACCCUCGUCAGCCAUGUCCCUAUCAGUCGACAGUCGAACAUUUGAAUCGAAACCUCUACUGUAAGAACCACAUCUUGUUAGCUGCUAGCAGAAACAUUUAGACUCGCGUGGAGGUGUGGAUCUAAAGUCUAUUCCAAUUAUGGGCUGGAAUACAGGGGAUCCGGCCUUGUUUUGGAUCCUGGAGUCCUGCCGACCCGGGGUUUCGGCCGUGGCUGACUGACGACAGUGAAUAGACCAGAAACGGCCUCGAUUUCCUCAAUGGCAUUAUUCGAGUAUUCUCAGUAUUCUGAAACAGACUUCCGGUUUCCCUAUUAAUGCAUCCCUCAUGUCGCCUCACGCAUAUCUUGAGCUGCUAUACGUACUUUCUGACCCCUCGUUGAGUUGGCUGUCAGAAGUCUGCUUGCUAGGGUUAUGCAAUAGACUCUUGUCAAUCUCCCCUACUAGUGACCGUGUCCGGUUCGGACAUUGGAUCACAUGCUUCCAUCAAGUGGCGCAUUCAACGUAACAGUUAUAAAAUAUUUUUACUGAACCACUAAAAGUAGUAUGUCUAUGAACGGAGGCGGUUAUAUCAGGGGAGAAGUGUUCGUUUCUAAUGGCGUGUCGCCACGCAUCCCUCUACUAAUAAAGAUUUCUCUUAAAUGUGUCUACGGAUGGGGACAUGACGACCUCCAUAGGCAGAGCAUUCUAUGCCUUAAUCACUUUGUUGGGAAAGAAAAACCGCUUUGGGUCCAGUCUUGCCCCAGUCGCACGUAGUUCGAUAGGAUGUCCUCUCGAGCGGGUGGUGGUGGCCAGCUCAAAGAAGUCGCCGGAUGCGAAGCGGCAUUCCUGCGAAAACCUUCGGGUAUUUUAUUGUCCGCUUAUUAAGAUUAUUCAGUCAAAUAUCCCCUUCGGCAGACCACUAUCAAGACCGUGUUCCCGUCGAAAAACCUUCCUAACUCGCCGCGGGUCAAACGCAAAGAUUUGGAUGCAAGAAGCCGUGAUCAUGACCUCAUUUAAUGUCGUUCAGACUUUGUGUUUGAAGCUUGUGUGAUCCAAUGGAAGUAUGACGGAUAACUACUGCCUGGAGCGCGGAAUGCGGUGAAGGAUUAUCCUGCAGUAAGGUAUUUCGGAAAGCUGCCAUGGGUUUCACCAUUAUUUUGUCUAUAACUACGCAAAAGGGUACGAUUUUAGCCCUUUCGCCUGUGACAUAGAUAGUAUCAACGUUAUAGAGGCAUAGUCGAAAUGACAGCAUGUCCCGUGGCCUUAGGCAGGUGACAGCACGCAUUUGUAUUCCCCUAGGCUUUCCACCAAUCCUUCCCUGAAAAAUCACUCACUUCUCCUAUUUUCUCUGUCAUUACGUUUGAACUGGACGUAGGGUACUAACCACAAACCUUCAACGCGGUGAAAACUUUAAUGUGCACGUGAAACGAUGUUAAAACUCAGCGUGAUUAUCACAGGUACAGUAGAUGUGCUAACUCAUGAAAUGUCAACCAGAAUUUAGAAAUGCGUUCCCGUUUCGAAAAGAUAAAUUAAGUAGUGUUGUAAAACUAAUCAUGAUGCAGCAUAAAUCUAUAAUGAUCCAGUUACCUCAGGGUGUCGGCUUUCGAAAGAACUUAUUUUCGGUUGCAUGCAAGAACCCUACUCUGCAAAAAAUGACUACUUUAGUAGUAUGCAAAUUUCUCAUUGAUUUUUGAUGUCCUUCAAAAUUCAAUUAUAUUUCAUGAAAAACAUGCACAAAAAUAUUCAUUCUUUUACUUAUUCGGUAGAAAAUCACGUCUUCUUCCAAUUUCAUAAUCAAAAGAAGAGUAUAAUUCGGUUUUAAAAAACGUUUCUAAUUCCCGAAUAAUUUUGAACCCAACCUGCUGUUACACUUGCAUUCAGGGUUUCAAAACUACAAGCUGUAUAUUUUCCGUGUACGGAAAACCAUGCAGUUCUUUACGGUGUUAACAGGAGAACAUAUGAGGUUCAUAAAAUUAAGCAGUGGAUUUGAGCAAUAUUGUAAACUUUACAAGCCACAUUCGUAAAUGCAGAUACAUGACGUUUCAUGAACGGCCAUCUCACAAUUAGAAACUUUUUUAAAACGGAAUUAUACUCUUCUAUUGAGUAUGAAAUUGGAAGAAGACGUGAUUUUCUACCGAAUAAUUAAAAGAAUGAAUAUUUUUAUGCAUGUUUCCAUGAAAUAUAAUUGAAUUUUCAAAGGCCUCGAAAAUCAAUGAGAAAAUUGCACACCACUUAAAUAGUCAUUUUUUGCAGAAUAGAGAUCUUGCAUGCAGCCGAAAAUAAGUUCUUUCGAAAGCCGACACCCUGUGGUAACUGGAUAAUUAUAGAUUUAUGCUGCAUCAUGAUUAAUUUGACAACACUACUUAAUUUAUCUUUUCGAAACGAGAACGCAUUUCGAAAUUUUGGUUGACAUUUCACCAGUUACCACAUCUGCUGUAUGUACUUAUAGGGCAUUGAGCUCUUGUGAUUUUGGCGAUGGUAGCGCCUACGCACUGGAGCUCCGCUGGAAAACGUGCCUCUUUGAAAGUGCCUGUUGUGUUGACAAGUGUUCAAAAUUCUCUAAGGUAGCAUUAUGGAUCUUUAUUGCAGAGUCGUUCUUCCGAAAGGUCACAAAACUGUCACGAAGAGCAAUUUUUGAUCUGUUUUACCAUAUUCGCCAUCUUGAAACCCUUCUGAAAGACACUGUUGUCCACUCCCUUUGCGCCGAUGGUGCAUUCGAAAGUGGAAGGGAAUUAGACAGGAUUUCAAACUCCUCCACCGUCAUUCGGGCUCAGAGUCGCGUCCGCAGAGGAUGAUUGGCCUCAGAAGUGCGGAUUGCCUUGCUUUCCAUUGAACCGGGUGUUCUAAACGACAUAUAAAAGAUGGAUGCAACUAACAGGAAGCAUAUGCACGGCCAAAAGAACACCAGCUCCACUCCUCUUAUGGAUUUAGAAGGUAAUCAAUGUCAUGGUCACACGUAAGUCACAAUCCUGCGUUCACUACGCCAUGGGGCAUAUGAAGGGAAUCGUCGUUCGCGACAGUUAAAAUGACAUGAGAACCGCUUGCAAAAUUGACUGUACUAAAGUCACGCUACAACUCUAGACGGUUUUGUGUGUAAAUUACGCGACUUUUGGCCCUUUUGGAUUCUAUCGUAUUUUAAACCGCUUGGUCGGUCAGAAAUGCCCACGAGAUCAAAAGGGCUGCACGAGAUCAAGGUCAGAAAAUGCACUUUUUUGGUUAUUCAUCACCAGAUCGGAACAGUAAUGUACGUUACCAAUGAAAACGGAUUAGCUUUGGGUUGAGGAGGGUUGAGGGGAAGGACCUGUGAUCGAGCUUUUAGGCUUGGAACAAUGAAACGAGGUGUUGGUGGGGCGUUUUUUGCGACGCGUCGCUGCAACACUACGUGUUAGAGGGUGGACAGAAUUUGUCCGUGUGUUAGGGCACAAAGAAGUUCAGUUCGAAGCAUCUGUUUUGAAGAAAGUUAACUGUUCAUAACAGGAAAGAUUCGUCGCGCAAAAGCCUACGAUGAAAAGUUCUGAAAGUUCAGUAUAUUACUUGCAAAUGCAAUCCAACAGUUUUAAAUCGGCAGAGAGGCGGUUUAGCUAGCCUCUGAAAGACGGGGAUAGGCGGUGUGUCGUCUCUCUCUUUAGUCGAAUCUCCUGAAAUCGACAUGGCAGGACUGCUCCGAAACGCUGAUAUGAUUCAAUAGACCCAAACUGUGAAGCAUAAAGCGCAAACUAAUAAGAUUUCUGGACAACUGUUAAUGGUUCUGUCCUUCGGCCAGUCAGAGAUAUUUCUUAAUUUUUUGAAAAUCCGUUUGUAAGCUAUAGCAGAUGAUGGCUAAUAUACUAUAGGCUGCAUAAACAGCUCACCAUGUCCCAAAACGUAACCCAUGCAAUCAAGUCUGCUGUACUUUCUGAGCACGCGUGAUUAUAUUUGGAAUGUUGUCUGGUAAAAACAAAUAUCGAUGUUUAAAUAAUUACAUAAUAUUACACGGUUGAUAAAACUGCAUGAUUCCGCUCUUCUCGUGAAUGCGUGAACCGUCAUGCCGACCGGUCAACUCUGCUCACCCAUAUGCGAAAUGUUUACUCCUCUAAUUUGCCUACUGACAGCCACAGAGUAGAUAGUGUAUUUAUCUUUUCGUUUAGCCUACAAUGACGAGGACGCUGGGACUUGCUGGCAUACAUUAGUCGGCUGAUCACGCGGCAAUUAGCUCACUACCGCACCGCUACCUCAUGUCCCAUUGAAAUGCCAUGCACCCAACUGUCCUAAUUGCAGGCAGAAAUAGCAGGUAUUCCGUGUUGUGUUGACGCUAUUGAUUGCCAGCUGAGUUACAAUCGACUACGUGAGCUACAAACUCUCGGCCCUAAGACAAAACAGCAUCGUCCGCAUUCUGUUCUGCAAUGCGAACAGAUGAGGGGCGCACCACUGAUAUGGCUAUGUCUUGUACUGUUGACGCAUUCGAAGCACAACUACCUAAAACUGACAUGAAAACACAUGGUAAACUGGCUAUACUGCUUCUGUUUCAUCUACUUCUGGGGUGCAAUCUUUUUGGUUGCCCGACGCACUGCUAUUCGCAUUCAGGGAAAAAUGCGGACACCAUACAACCUUCACGCGUGCCCUCCGAAUAGAAAAGUGAAGCCUCAGACUUGCAUGUCGAAAUGACAAGCGUCCGAUUUCACACAGUAAUGGCUUUUAAAAGUGCUCGGUUCCUCAUCAACUGCAUGUGAACCAUGCCCCCGUGUAGGCAAACAUGUGUCCCUUAAAACGGGCAACGCAGAAGUAACGUUGGAUCAGCAUGGCGACAGAUCAGAGUACGACACGCGUUGCUGAGCUGAACACCCAUAACAAAUGCCAUUACUUUUCAAUGUCCCUAAAAUUCCAAUUAUAUUUCAUGGAAAACAUGCAUAAAACUAUUCAUUCAUUUGCAUAUUAGGUAGGAAAUUACGUCUUCUUCCAAUCUUAUAGUCGAUGGAAGUGUAUAAUUCGGUUUUCAAAAAGUUUUCCAAUUCCCGAAUAAUCUUGAGCCUGCUCUACUAUAACACUUGAAUUCAGGGUUUCCAAACUACGAGCCGUAUUUUUUCCGCAUACGGAAAACCACACAUUUCUCCACGGAUUUGACCCAUAGUGUUAGCUUUACAAGCCACGUUGGUAAAUGCAGAGACAUGACAUCUUAUGAAUGGCCAUUCCACGGUAUUAAAAAGUCGCACAAUUAGAAACUUGUUUAGAACCGAAUUACGUCUCUCCUUCGAGUAUAAAAUUAGAAGACGUAAUUUUCUACCGAAUGAGCAAAAGAAGACUACUGUUUGCAUGUUUCCCCUGAAAUAUAAUUGAAUUUUUAAGGUCAUCGAGAAUCAAUGAGAAAAAGUCAUGUUACUUAAAUAGUCGUUUUUAACAGAGUGUAGUUCCUACAUGCAGCCGAAAGAAAGUUCGUUCGAAAGCCGCCAUCCUGAGGUAACUGAAUUAUUAUAGAAUUAUGCUGUACGAUGACUGGUUUUACAACCCUACUUAAUUAAUCUUUUCGGAACGAAAACGCAUUUCAGAAUUUUGGUUGACAUUUCAUGAGUUAGCCCACCUACUGUAGUUCAAGUACCGCCGGUGUUUAGUCCAUGUGCUGGUAAGUAAGGGGUAGCAAGUGUGACUCUUCUUAAACCUUUAUAUAUGGACACCACGUUGACCUUCAAUCUUUGCCUACUUUCCUUACCUCUUACGUCACCACCGUCUAUGCUGGUGUUUGUGUCGCGUAUUUUGAGGGCACCUUUAGUUAGAUCAGUACAUUUAGGCUUUGUUAGAAGCUGAUUUUUGGGGAAACAAUCGUUAAAAUAGUGUAGUUGCCGAAGACGUUGAGGGCAGCACACGCGAGACGACGUGAAGCAAUGGGAAUAACUCCGGACACAGAACGAGCUGAAAAGAGUCGUGAGACACUAUGAGCGAGAAGAAGAAUUUGAUAACCAUAUAUAUAUAUAUAUAUGAAUGGUUGAGGUAGUGUGCAUUCCGAGAUAGUAUGGUGAAUAUAUAAGGCCCGUCGAAAAAAAUCGAUUUGUACUCCAGUAAAACUUUAUUUUCUCCGACGAGUUUUCGAUUUUCAUCUAUGUAUAUAUAAAAUGGUAGGGGACGCUCACCGAUCGUUCUUAUGGAACUCACUCGUUCCUUUGUGCCAUACGGGCUCUCUCUCUCGAGCCCAACCAGUAGCCGCACUGCAGCGCAUGAUAUAGGCAGAAUGGCAUUGCCGACAAAGACAAAGGAGACUGGAAUGGUCAUUCCUUUCUUACUAGCCGUCGUCAGCCAGUCAUGCCCAACCCCGAAGUGUGGAACGUCCGAGGCUCGAACUCGCGAUCUGUUAGCUAGAGGCCCACGCCUCUAACCACUGAGCCACGAGCCCAUUGCCCUGUCGGUUUCGAUCUGGAAUAUGCAAUGAUAGAGGGCCAUUCCAGUCUACCAUGUCUUUGUCGGUAAUGCAUGAGGCACCAGCAACUCAAGGGAAAAGGUAUUUCCAAUACUACGGCCGCUCAAGCACCAAAACCAACUACAUGGCGAAUUCUCCCAUACGUCAAAAAUGUAUUUGAACUUGUCGAAAGACAAUUGAAAAAGUACCAGAUACAAGUAGCACACCAGCCGGCAACUACCUUACGCACACAGCUUGUACACCCUAAGGACAGGGUCGGCUACCUCGAAAGAAAAGGUGUUGUCUACAAAAUCCCAUGUUCUAGUUGUGAUGGCGUUUAUUGUGGCCAAACUGGGAAAUCUGUCUCAACCCGUCUACAUGAGCAUCAGCGGUGAAGACACGCGACCGUCUAUCCCAGGUGGCCAUGUACACACUGGACACGGGGCAUAAAUUCGCAUGGGAAAACACUCGCAUUGUUGGCGCCUGCCAAACAAGGAAAGGCCGCGAAUUCCUGGAGGCAAUGCCCCCAGAUAAGACAUGCAUCAACCGGCAUAUCGAUUUAGAUGCCACAUACAAAAUCGUUAAGGAAAGAUUCAAACUGAGUCAACCAAUCCCGAGAUGAGGACCUUAACCAAUCAUGGAAUCCUUUUGCCAGACUCAGCCUAAAAGUUAAUUGCUUUUGCACACCCGUUGUCUGAAGACGAGCUGGGAACCAGUCUCGAAAAUUCACAAUAAAAUUUUGCUGUUUCCCAAAGAACUUCACCUAAUUAUAUUUCUUGGGAUGCCUGUUUUUUCAAUAUAUAUAUAUAUAUAUAUAUAUAUCAAGUGAAUAGUUUCAGAAAUUACUCAGUGCAGGACUUGCAGUUGAAUCUCCGGGACAUGACCCUAAAAAGUCAUGUUCCGGAGAUUUAACUCCAUGUCCUGCACUGAUUCAUUUCUGAAAUUAUUCGCUUGAUUAUUCUCUGGAGUUCAUAUACCAGAAAUCGCUAGAGAACGCUGGGGGUCCCACUGAAGAGCCGAAGCCCUCGCAGCUGUGUCACGCAGCGGCAGAAUAUCGGCGAAACACGUGUCUGGGCUUUUAGCAAGUAUCUACGUCGGGAGUACGGUAUAAUACCUUUACCAUAUGGAUUUCGUACUAGUCGUAGUACUACUUGUUUGUAGAAUGGGCAUUACGUGGUUAUUCCACAGUAGUUGAUUUUCUUCGACUCGAAUGUUCAUUGAAAUUUUGGUUCUGACCCUAAAAAGUCAUGUCCCGGAGAUUUAACUGCAAGUCCUGCACUGAGUAAUUUCUGAAAUUAUUCACUUGAUUAUUCUCUGGAGUUCAUAUACCAGAAACCGCAUAGAGAACGCUGGGGGUCCCACUGAAGAGCCGAAUCCUUCGCAGUUGUUUCACGCAGCGGCAGAAUAUCGGCGAAACACGUGUCUGGGCUUUUAGCGAGUAUCCGUGUCGGGAGUACGGUAUAAUACCUUUACCGUAUAUAUAUGAUAUAAACAGGCAACAAUUUUGCAUAUAUAGUAGCAGCCAAUAGUACAAUAAGAAAUGAUUUACAGCAGGGGAUGACAUGUCUGGACGGAGAGGUGACGCUGACGUACCAGGUAAACAAUCGGUGGAGAACGGAGCGCUGUGGGCAACUGUGGGGGAGGGCCGUUGUAGGUAUCGACGUAGGCAUAGGAGAGAGUUGCAGGAUGGAGGUCGGUGGUAGAUAGGAAAGGACACGCGUUCUUUUUCGCGGACACGUGGUUUACCACUACCACCACCAUCCCAUAUCCGCGCGAAUGUGUCACUUCAUUCAAACAAUCCUCACCAGUUCGUGGGGCGUCACAACGGAACCAGUGCGCCCUGUAGAAACAUACGCCAUUCACACUUCACUCAACUUCUCACACCAGACUGUCUUUUGCUCUUGUAGCGUUUUUAAGUCUGCCAAGCAAGGACAACCACUAGGCAUUUUGUGUCAUUUUCCUUCAUUUGAUCUGCCAAAGUUCGGCUUGUGACAAGAUCGAAAAUGUCAGCAGUUUUUUUUAGAUUGCCACCACUCAUGUGAAGCUUCAGGGCUCACCUUCAUCUGCCUACUCGGUCCCGCCGGAUGACGUAAAGAGCUCCGCUAUUUGCGCGUGACUACCCAAUAAAAGGCGAAAAAAGGGUUUCUGCCAUUUUUACUUCGCCGAACACCCUUUUAUUUUCUCGCCGCACACUGUUUGGCGUGAUCAGCAGUCUGGAGUUUAAUUAGGGCCCGUUUUAAACGCCUGAGCAGAUUUUAAUGUGACCCUAUGCAAAAACUUAAAUCCGUGACGUAUGACACACAAUUUUCGCCUCCACCUUUUGGCUGAAUGAAGCCAGAAGAACCGAGGUUCAGAAACGGAUAUGCGUAUCCCCGCUUCCCCCCUCUCCUUGAACUACGAUGCAAGGUCACCUAUAAAAGGCAAAUGGUGGUGAUAGAGGUCUUUUAGGCGAGAACGUGUGGUGUUCUUAGAUAUGUGGGAAAAAAGUCGUAUUCGCCUCUCAUGCUGAUUUUAAUGCAUUAAAACACCCCCUGUGUUGGAAGAUAGUUCCACCCCCUCUGAACUAUGACGCAAGGCCGUCUGUAACAUGGGAAUGGCGCUUAUACUGACCUUUUAAGGGGAUGGAGUUUGGGGUUCUUAAGCUCACAGGAAAAGGAAAAAAUCGCAUUUCCGUGGUAUGCUCGUUCUUAGGCAUGAAAAGUGCACUUUUUGGAAGGUAAUUCAUGGGCUGACUGCAGAGUUGGUAGAAAACCUUUACUGAGGUAAGAGAACGUACAGGCGGGUCAGUGGGCAAUGUCAGCAAGUUGGCUCACCCAGGGAGUGAAAGUUCCUGCACGACGCGCGUACAUGCGCCUGGGCUUUGUCUGCCUGCAGCCAAUCAGUGAAAGACGCUGCGUCGAUCGUCCUCGAGCUUUCGUCAGGCUGGGGCCCAGUCACAUGCGACUCUCGUAGUCGACUGACAGGGGACGUGUUGUAAUUGUUUGACAUACUGACAACACCCGCACUAGCUAAAAACCCAGACACGCGUGUUUCGCCGAUCUUGUGUCAUUGUUUGACACAGUUGCGAGGGGUUUGGCUCAUCAGUGGGUCUCCCAGCCUUUCCCGUGAGUUUUCCGGCAUAUGACCUUCAGUUUCACCUUACCUUGUUUAAUUUCCGAGGAAAUUAAUGCGCGAACUGUGGGGGCGUUAGACGAACUGAAGGCGCAUGGACGUGCGGCUUCGAUGACGAUCGCGAGAUCAGAUUGCCACAUAUGAAUCCACUUCCUGCAAACUGCCAAGACUCCGAAAAAAACGUCAUUUGGACACCCGCCACAGGAAGAUAACUGAGCAGCAGGUCGAAAAACAAUGUGUUUGGAUAGUAUUUAGUCAAACUCGUCCUGUCUGCCAAGACUGAAGCAAGCAAUCUAUCAAAGUUCAUCAAAGUCCGCGGAAAUAGUAUGUACACGAUUGACCAGUUUCCAUAAUCACCGAUGAGGUCGGGCAUUUGAUUCGUAUUGCGUCUUUUCAUCUGAAAACGCCACUUGGUGUAUUUGGUGGACUUUCCCUUAACUCCUAAAGCUUGGACAUUAGCUAAUUAGACGAUGAUUCUGCUGGGUUUUAUUAGCGGCGUUUCACUUAAGAAGCACAAUCUAUUUUCGUCCCCACCGUCCGUUAGGCAUACCCGGCCGAAUUGGAAUUCUAAAACCAUUCAGAGUUCGCCUCCACUCAAAAAUCCUGAGUUUUUCGGUCGACUAUGUUAACAGACUAGCGUUAUGCUGAGUCCUCUGAUGAUGUAUAGGCCCUUAUAACGUGGAUAGUCCGGGAAGCACUAAAAAACAAGAUUCUGGCAAUCACAACAAAAACCUCCUUACCACUUGACUGUGUUGAUUUUUUUUCUUUCCUUCAACUUGCCAUCUACUGGUAAUAACAAACCUUCCACCCAUUGGAACUACGUAUUUGCCGGUCGCGUGUGUGAAUAAUACUCAAUGUCGUGCCCACCCUAACCAUCAUCUUUGCGCUCCGAUAGCGCAAAUCAUCCUCUCUAGAUAGCUCAAAGGCGAGUCUAGACGAUUGUCUACAGCUGGCGGACGGAUGACCCUUCCCUGUCUGGAUCUGCGUUCAGUCUGUGUGCGUCCAAAUGUGAACACACUAUUAGCAAAAUUGCUAUAUCGGCGCAGUUUCUCACGUGAUUUUUUGCCUUGCUCUUUUCAGGCAGCCAUCAAGUGCCUGUAAACACGGUGGAGCGACUGGAACCGACUGGUGAGAGCCAACGCGAGGACGACAUAACCACCUGGCGGUGGACUUCUGUCUCGGUUCCGUUGGUCCAUCGAAUUGAGAUUGAGGGAGCCCUGGCUGUGUCGGAGUCCGUUCUGACUAAUUUUCUCACUUACGUCUACCGUCGAGAGCAUGGAAUUCUUCACUGUCGAGUAGGGUCUUCAUUGGAAAAUUGACUUUUUCAAGUGGUCGUUCUCCCUGCUACUACGGCCUUCUAUGUGUGGGAUGUGGAAGAGGAGGGCGGGUUGUUGUCAGCAGCUCCCAAAUUUACGAAUACAAACUUAUUAUUUUGAAGAGCCUUCCACUUCUCACAUACGCAUAUCGAUUUAGAUGUCACAUAAAAAAUCCAUAGGUGUUUUGGCAGAUUUUGAAUAAUUCAUAUUGACCCAACUGAGGAAAAUUCGGCGCCUCCGUGGGAUUCGAACUCACUACAGCAAGGGGAAGGUUUUAGUACAGCCAACGCUGUAGCCACGUGAACCGCGAGGCCCCAGAGGGAGAAAUGAGUUUACUCACAUCUGGGUCAAGUUACCCGUCCGACCUUAAGGACAAGUUCAAAUGGGCAAAGCCAAUCCCCCAAGGUUUGACAUGAUGCAGUUGAACCGUAUUGGCUCAGACAUCUUCCGACUGUAGAAUACUUUGUUAGAAAGGUUAGGUAGUUGAUUGUUUUUGUACAAAACCCAUAGUCUGAAUUCCAGUAUCGUUAAUCGGUGCACCUAAUUACAAGAUUUCUAAAUGGCUAUUCCAUAAACUCCAUCCGUUGACAAAGGAUUGUGAAACGUCGGUCAAUAAUUCUUUAGAGUUUCUGGACAAAUUACAAGGAUUGAUAAUUGCAAGAGAGGAAAAAGGAUAUCCUUGGAUGUCGCCUCUCUGUUUACAUCCAUACAAAUGAAUUUAGCUAGAAAAUGCGUAGAAAAACAUCUCCAGUCUCACGACACGGAUAUUCCUGCAUCUGUUUUGUUAGAAUUCUUGGAGCUCUACACAGGAAUACUACCCACAGCUGGAGGGAGCCUAUAUGGGAUCAUCCAUCUCUGGUUUUCUAGCGGAAGUCACGAUGGGAAGGUUAUACUGAUGACACCUUUGUCAUUAUUAGAAGAGAUCAACUGGGGAUGCUCCACAGCAUUAUCAAGUCAACGCUUCCAGGGAUCACAUUCACACUCAAGAAAGAAACUGACGCAAACUCCCAUUUCGUGAUGUCCAGGUACAGAGAAAGACUGAGGGGACAUUUCACACAUCAGUUUAUGGCAAGAAAACCUACGCGAAAAUUCUUUUACAUAAGGAGAGCAAUCUGCUGAUCUCCCACCAACGGAUUGCCGUGGAUAGUCUCCUUAACCGAGCAAAAACUCACUGCUCUGACAAUGGAAUCUUCCAAACAGAACGGGAUUAUUUGUGCAAACUGUUUUCCCAAAACGGGUAUCUUAAAGAUUUUGUAAACCGAUGUAUGAGACAACAGGAGUCAAAAGAAAAAGCCGAGGAACUAGAUUGUUCCGAUCAGGCGUUCAAACCAAAAAUCGGCAAACACUUCCGUGCAAUAUAAGUGUAUCCGAAUUAGUUGAAAAACACCCAAAGAAGCACCACAUACGUAUGGGGCACAGACCGACGACUACAGCUUUACAAUCUAACAAUAGGGUUGGCUAUCUAGAUAAAAGAGAAGCCGUUUAUAAAAUACCAUGCGGCACGUGUAAUGCGGUUUACUGUGGUCAGACUGGGAAAUCUGCUUCUACACGUAUACACGAGCAUCAGCUGGCAGUAAAAAGACGUGACCACUUGUCUCAGGUUACCAUGUAUACGCUAGAGACUGGAACAAGACUCUCAUUAUAGAUGUCUGCUCAUCUAAGAAAGGUUUAAAAGUUUUAAAGGCCAUUUAUUCCGGUAAUCCGUGCAUUAUUCGACACAUCGAACUGGAUGUUGUACACAACAACUUCAAGGAAAAGUGAAAAAUGCGUUAGCUGAUCAGAACAUAAUACCAGCCCAGAGUAAAGGCUGACUUGCAGGAGUGACAGAACAAUAUCGAUCAUAAGCUUGCUUAAACUUAAACUGUUUUUCGCGGUUGCUUCACUUCUAAAGACGACUUGGGGAACCAAAGUCGACAAUUAGCAAAAUAAAUUGUGUUAUCUUUUCCAGAAGACUUAUUUCCUUCGAAUUCAUGCAGUAGGUGAGCCAACUCAUGAAAUGCCAAACGUUUUUGUUUCGAAAAGACUAAUUAGGUAGCGUUGUGAAACUAAUCAUUAUGCAGCAUAAGUCUACAAAAAUUCAAUUAUUUCAGGAUGCCGGCUUUCGAACGAACUUCUUUGCGGCUACAAGUAGCAACUCUAAUUUGCAAAAAGUGACAAAAUAAGUGGCAUAUAUUUUUCUCGUUGAUUUUCGAUGCCCUUUAAACUUCAAUUAUUUCCUUGAAUACAUGCAUAAAAUUAUUCUUUUUCCUGCUCAUUCGGUGGAAUUUUACGUCUUCUUUCAAUUUUAUAAUCGAACGAAGGUAUAAUUCAGUUUUAAAAAGUUUAUAAUUGUGCAAUUUUUAAUGACGAAAAAUGGUCGUACACAAAACGUCAUGUCUCUGCAUUUACCAAUUUGAUUUGUAAAGUCAACAAUAUGGCUCAAAUCCGCUGCUAAAUUCUAUGAACCACAUAUGAUCUCCUCUGAAUACCUUAGAGAAAUGCACGGUUUUGCGUACGCGGAAAAGAUACGGCUUGUUGUUUGGAAACCCCAAAUUCAAGUGUAACGCCAGGUCCGGUUCAAAAUUGUUCGAGAAUUUGAAAAGUUUUUGAAAACCGAAUUAUACCCUUCCCUCGAGCAUAAAACUGGAAGACGUCAUUUUCUACCGCAUGAGCAAAAGAAUGAAUAUUUCCACGAAAUAUAAUUUAAUUUUGAAGGACAUUGAAAAUCAAUGAAAAAGUGCAUGCUCGUUAGGUAGGCAUUUUUUACAGUGUCAUUUUUGCGUGCAGCCGCAAAAAAGUUCCUUCAAAAGCUGUCAUCCUGAGGUAAAUGAAAUAUUACAGAAUUUUACUGCUGGAUGGAUAGUCUUACAACACUUCUUAAUUAUUAUUUUCGAGGCGAAAACGCAUUUCGGAAUUUCGAUUGACAUUUCAUGAGUUAGCCCAUCUACUGUAGUUUUCCCAACCCCUAACCCUAACCUUAAUUCUGACUCCUUACUCUAGUCCCUAACCCUAACUCCAACAGUAUUGUGUCCUUUAGGCGGGGCUAAUUAACCACACAUUACCCCAAAUUAUCCAUCCGCGUGCUUGUUGGAUCAUGUAAAACUUGGACGUUACGUUACCUGGAGGCAGUCUGCUUACGGCAGGAGAAACCUGGCCUAUACAAAUAGCUGGACUACGUAUUCAGCCUCAGCUUGCCCUGGUACAUCUCAACUCUUUGACUUACACACCCCCUCUGUGUAUUAACUUUCCCAUCUUCAGUUUUAAACGCAUUGCAAUAAUCCAUAUUUCAACAAAAAAUAUGGCCAGUAGCGUCCCCUGUGCGAGAGCAGCUGAACAACUCAACUGACAGAAAUACAAGAGCCCAUUGCUCGCAGAAAUCCGCGAAGCAGCGAAAAAUCCGUGAUUUGUAUUCAGUUAUGCUUGCAUCUUAAACCCGCGAGAUUUGUUCCUGCGACCCCAUACGGUUAUCUACUAGAACAGGUUAAGUAGAUUCGAGUACGCCGACUUUACAAAUAUCAUAUAUUUGCACCUUCCCUACAAUUUUAAUCCAACGAGUGACUAUGUCACGGGGGUGGAGUGCUUAUAAGCCACCCUCGGUUACGUAAGGUACCAGUUCACACAUGCAUCCCUGCGUGUGCUUCGAGCCCUGCUUGCGCCCUCUUUAUUAUCCUAAUCCAGCGAGUUGCCAGGUAGAUUUGCUAAUGGAACUGUUCGAACGGUGUGGGGCUCCAUCAGUUCCAUUAUAGUGGCCAUGCACUGCGAGUUGUCAUGCGGUUCCUUCCGUGGCCUUCCUGUUGUGAUUGCGCCCUCCUUACCCUCUCAAUCAACCGAGUGGCUGUUUCGGGGGAAGUGUGUACACGUCGUCAAAAGGUCUGUAAGUGUCUGUUAUGUCAGUAUCAGCAAACCGUGUCCCUCGAAGCCUGGUGUACGCUGGCAGUUUCCUGACACCUAGUUCCCUGCCGGUAGAUGCACUUGCGCUCCCGCUAGGCAUACACGUGGUGGGCAUGACUGCCCAGUCAUCAUCCUCGUCCUUCUAACCCCCGUUGGGGUGAUGGCAAAAAAUCCCGGCCAAGUGUAUGUUGUGGACCAGGGGGUGUGGUGGCACGUCUAGGUGCGGAUCCGGCCGUGCCAGCCACCUGCGCCCUCCCUCGUCUACGGUCUGCUUGACUCUGUCUUGACACCGGGUCCCGGUGUGGCAGGAGAGAGUGCUGUGGAUGCUGCGUACAGUAAGUAACCCAUCUCAUGAAAUGUUGGCUGAAAUUCUAAAAUGCGUUUUCGAUUAGGAAGGAUUACUUGGUCGCGGUUGUAGUACUUCUUAUCUUGUGGCAUACUCUUAUAACAUUUCGGACCCGGCAGGAUGUCGGCUUUUAAAUGCACUUCUUUUCAAUCUCCUGUAGAAAGCGUGCUCGGUAAAAAAAAUGACUACUUAAGAGCAUGCAUUUUUCCCAUUGAUUUUCGAUGGUCUUGGAAAUUCAAAUAUAUUUUAUAGAAACCAUAAACAAAAAUAUGCCUUCUUUUAGGAAAUCAAUAGAGAAUCACGUAUUCUUUAUAUUUUGUACUUAAGGAAGAAGUAUAAUUAAGUUUUAAAAAAGUUUCUAAUUAUGAGACUUUUUAAGACCGCGAUAUGUCCAUUCACAUAGCAUCGUACCUGGCCGUUUACCCCUGCUCCUCAUGAAAUUUACAACAUGGUCCGCAUCCAGUACAAAAUUUUAUGGACCCCGUAUGAUAUCUCUUUAAUGACCUAGAAAAAUAUGGGAUUUUCUUUACGCGGAACGCAUGCACCUCGUAGAGUGAAAUCACUAAGCGCUAAUGCAGCGAAUGAUCAGGCUCCAAAUUAUUCGGCAAGUAGAAAACUUUUUUAAAACCUAAUUAUACUUCUUCCUUAAGUAUAAAAUAUACAGAAGACGUGAUUUUCUAUUGACUGACUAAAAGAAGGCAAUUUUUACUUAUGGUUUCUAUAAAAUAUAUUUGAAUAUGCAAGACCAUCGAAAAUCAAUGGCAAAAAUGCAUGCUACAUAAGUUGUCGUUUUUUACCGAGCACGCUUUCUACAGGAGAUUGAAAAGAAGUGCAUUUAAAAGCCGACAUCCUGCCAAGUCUGAAAUGUUAUAAGAGUAUGCCGCAAGAUAGUCAGUAUUACAACCGCGACCAAGUAAUCCUUCCUAAUCGAAAACGCAUUUCAGAAUUUCAGCCAACAUUUCAUGAGAUAGGUCACUCACUGUAAGUCUACAUUUACUAUAAAUCAAUCCACGCUCUAGUCACCGUGUCUGUUUCACCUUACCCUGUAGCACACAGUGGAUAUCGUCUGAACAGACGGUCGAACUGUCGUGUACACACCAUCUUUACUCGCCUCCCUGCGCGUGCUUCGAGUUCUGGCUGCGCUGUCUUUCCCUUCAUAAUCCAGCGAGUGCCUAAGUUGAGUUUGUUAAUUAACAUUGUUCUAGUAAACUAACUGGAUCAUAUCUCUCAGGAGGGGCUGCAGAACUAAGACCUGCCUACAAUUCGCGAGAGAGUGAAGCCGAGAAAGUCGAAGCGCCAUAUAGCGGGGGAUCACUGUUUUACAAUUUUAUACUAAAACUUUCAUUGAUUAGCCUGUGUGCACUAACCAAUGACCUUUCUGUUUUGUAUUGAUUUUUCUGUACAAAUUCAAACUGCUGACUGAUUCAUACUCGUUACCUUUGUUAGGCAUCAAUGAUUUGCACGUGAUAAGCUGUCGCUAAAUUUGUUGGUUCGGUUAAAUUCUGCUGUCGACGCAUGUUUUGACGUCAGAUAUAUAUUUUUACGGUAGCGAUUGAAAUUCACUUUCCUUAGGACUCCUAGCGCCACAUGCACCGAUGCGCAUGGUUAAGACGGUACUAGUUUUAAGGCGAAAAUCCAAAAAGGCUUUUUAUUUCUGAUCAAUGACUUUUGUCAUAGCAACGGUGUGUCUUGUUUCUAAUGAAUUAUGUGUUGACAUAUCUCAAUUUGCGUGUCUGAAUGGUUACACUCAUGGAUGUAUGAGGACACCCAGGGACGGGUGCCGAGCGCACGACCCUCCUGUAAUGCGUGGAUUAAUUUUUUUGGGCAUUUUGAAUGGAGAUUAUUAUGAAGCGUUCAUAAUUUAUAAUACUGACGAAAAUAAAUAUAUCAUCGACAGGGCGCCGCCAAAGUUACAGACUAAUAGGAUUCCCCCGAAGGUUCCGUUGAACCAUAAGACAGUUAGAAGGAAUUCCUCUCUUUGUCAGUGUGCUUCCUGCUAUAACCGAAUCGUACGGCCAUAAACCGACUGGAUACUUUGGUUCUAACUGUCAGUACUGCCUCAUGUGUAUAUGGAUGUCCCACAAAACGGUCCACGAGGUAGAUGAGCUGGGCCAGCACGAGGCCAUGACGGAUUCUGGCGGGCGUUAUCGGAUUGCGUGCCAUAACAAAUGCCAGCAUCCCGGGGUGUGGUGGAAGACCCGGUUACCGACAGAGGUGGCGCACAUUGAGACCCCUGCGGCAGUCCCCUCAUUUUUGUUGCUGUUGUUGGUCAAAAACCUGGUCAUUAACUGUGUGGACCAGAAGGUCUGGGGUGGAGCGCCAAGGUGAGGGCUCGACCGUGCUAUCCACCCGCGCCCCGCUCCGCCUCCGGUCUUCUUGACUCUGUCUUGACACCGGGUUCAGGUAGGGGAGGAGAGAGUACGGUAGAUGCCGUGCAAGUCUACAUUCACUAUAAACUAAUUCACGUACAAGUCACUGUCCCAGUUCUCACCUUGCUGCGGAGCACACAGUGGACGUAGUUAGCAACGACGGUCGAAUUGUCGGUUAAGUGUCCGCUCGCAGGUGAAUGGUGAUGGUUGACUGACGAGGACACCAGAUAAGUUCUAAACACCUGCUAUCACAGUCGCCUUCCGUUUUAUCGGUAUAUCCCAGAUCUCCUACUGUGUCACUUGAAUCAAACAGGAGCUACGGGGUAUCGAGGGAAUACUGAGGAGCAAGGGCCCCACUGAAAUUAAAUGUGAGCAGAAUGGUCGAAACCGUUAGGCUGUGGAAAAGGAGUACAGACUGGGCAAGUUUGUUGCGUUUGAAAAUGGCAGGUGGAUCAACUUCUGCCUUCCAAAGUUACGGGCCAGAGGGAACACCGUAGCACUGAAUUGGAGACUAGAGACGCCUCUGAUGUGGCAAGUUGAAGUACUGUCGUGCUGGGCUGAUGACGUCUAAUGAGUCAGAAAUUUCCACUCCGAUCUCUCUGGUCUAUGUCGGUAAGGUUAUUCUGUCAAUAUAAUUUUUAUCCUCAAAUGACGCGCCUCACUCGUGACCGCAUCCCUAUAGGCGAAUUGUUAGUUAAUUACCUCGUUCCUGAUUGGUUACCUGGUUGGCCAUAUUUUCUCUGUGUGAUUGUCCCUUAAUAGGCCAAAAUCAACGCAUUAUUGCAACUGUGGGUCAGUAAUGAAUUGUAGGAAGCUCCAUGGCAAAGGGAUAGUCACAAGAACCUUUUGUGGAAGUUCUCUUCUGACAGAAAUACACUUUGCUCUCCCCCUCCUCCUCCUCCCAGACAUGAAUCCAAUGCAGGGUUUUGCGGGUCUUACUAUAUGCCGUUUAACUAAAAAGCCCCUGUGUCCGAAUUUGGAAGGAAGCAAUUUCCGCAUUCUUGUAUUUUUCGUGCUCAAGCGGAGAUUAAAAAUGGAUGUUUCUGCCACAACGCAGGCGAAGAGGGUACAGACUAGCAGUCAGCUAACCGAUUAAUGUGUCGUAAGCAGCACAUUAUUGUCAUUUACUGUGUGGACCAGGGGAUGUGAAAUGGAGCGUCAAGGUGCGGGCUCAACCGUGCCAUUCACCUGCGCCCUCCCCCGCCCACGGCCAUCUCGACUCUGCCUUGACACCGGGUCCAGGUGGUUGAGGAGGAGGAGGAGGAGGAGGAGGAGGGAGUGCAGCAACUGCUGUGCAAACCUGCAUUCACUACAAGCCAAGUCACGUACAAGUCACCAUGCCUGCUUCACCAAGCUGGGAAGCACCCGAUGGACAUCUUUUGCAACGACGGCGAACUGUCGUGCAUUUGGGGCGACCGGUUCGAGGACUGGGAGUCAGGCUCGGGGCUGUCUCUGUGA